GGGCACUCAUAUCAACAGCACCAAUCUAAACAAAGACAUUUGAUUGUUAUGUCUUUAAUAAUAAUCUUAAAACAAGCUAGUUAAAUAAAUUAGAACUUGGGAUGAUGUAAAAGGAAGGACGCAUCUUUGGCAUAAAUAGGGAUACGUAGCCUUGUCCCCUCUUGCUACAGCCUGUAGGGCUUGGCAAGCCUUCUUGUCUGGGAAGAAAUAAUGAUCAACUUAUUUACAUCCGGUGGGACGUAUAUCUAUCUACCCAGGUAGGUAUCUAUACAUCGCCUUGGCGCGCGCUGGUGCAUAGGAUGUCUCCUUUAAGAGGGGGCAGAGCUGGAGUUUCGUGUGACAAAGGAACAGCAAGUGUCCAGGAAGGGGCCUUGAACCCAUGAGAAGUAAACUCCGAGCACUGAGUGGGAGCGGUUGGUGUAAGGUCACACUGGUUGGUGAGGUCGUACUUGUGACGAGAAUGCACCAACCUUCGAAUCGACAAAAUGAGAACAACUGUUGCGGGUGGCGCGAUUCUUACUGAUAUCAGUAUCAGUCGUAUCGCGUUCAGACUCUCUGGGAAUCGAGCACCCUGCAGAUUCUGUUACGUCUCAAGGCGUUCUCGAUAUUCCCUAAGCAGCUCAAUCCAGUUCUUAGGCAUGACAGACUAGAGCCUCAAUAACAGUCGCCUUGACAGCCUAGAAAAUCACAGCUCGACUUUCUGCUGCAAUUAAUGCCAAACACUUAGUCAAGAUGGCACACAUCAUGCCACAAACUUCCGCCAACGUUAUCCUGCCGUUUCUUCUUGGUGUAUCUAUGCACCACGGUGUAUUCAUUCACGGAGAAUGGCAUAAUCAGGCUCCAUCGAUUGUCGUUAGCCACUUUUCAUUUCUCUUUGUCUUGCUAGCGUUCAGAAUCGUCCGUGGGUCCGGGGCCGUCUUUCAAAUUGUAGUCGAGACGGCUCUCUCAACAUCCAUCUACUUUCUUGGCUUAUUCCUUAGUAUAGCAAUGUAUAGGCUGUUCUUUCAUCGCCUGAAAGCGUUUCCAGGGUCUCGCCUAGCUAGUCUUUCCAAGCUCUGGCAUGUCUGGAUGUGCCGAACGUCGAAAGGUCACCGCGUCCUUCAGGCCUGGCAGCAGCAAUACGGCAGUAUUGUCCGCACAGGCCCAAACGAGGUCACCCUUUUUCAUCCAGCUGCUUUCGAAUUUCUGGACGGCAUCAAGAACGAAAACACAAGAUCUGACUGGCAUGAUAUACUUCACCCAAAGUCAGGUGCUAUUUUCACAAGGGAUAAGAAUGCCCACAAGGCUCGGAAGAGAGUGUGGGAGUCAGCCCUGGGCUCUGGAGCUUUGAUUCAUCAUUAUGAAAGCCUCAAGCGGCAUGUCCAAGUACUCGAGAGUAUGGUCAGCGAGUAUAGUGAGACGCCGGUGGUUGUAAAUGACUUGUUGCACUGGUUCGCUUUUGAUUCAAUGGGUGAUUAUGGGUUUGGGCAAGACUUCGGCUUGAUGAGAGAACGAAAAUGGAGUCGCGCUGCUAUCAACUUGCACUCUUCUUUGUCUGUCCUCGGAUACUUGAGUCCUGCGAUCUGGGUCUGUAUUCUUGCGUUUUUCUUCAUGCCUGGGCUCUGGAAGGUAAAACAUUGGUUCCAAAUGAUCGAGUUUGGUGAUAAUUGCGUUGAGAAAAGGAAAAAACAACUUUCUGGACACGUGGAUAUAGUCUCAGCCUUCAUCCGUGACUAUGAAAAGCACAGAGAAGAUGAGAUCUACAACCCAGACAUGACGCUCAGUGGAGAAGCUGCCAUCUUGUUGGUCUCUGCAAGUGAAACGAUUGCUCCGACUCUGACCACCCUUCUGUACUUUCUGGCUCGCCAUCCAGAACAUGCAGCCAAAAUACAGAAGGAAUUAGAAGACGUCGAUACUACGGAUCCACAAGCUCUCUCCGUGCUGCCUCACCUUGCUGGGACGAUUAAUGAGGCAAUGAGGCUACUUCCUGCAGUAAUGAGCUGCAAUCCAGGUUCUAGAGUGUCUCCACCCCAAGGCCUGAACAUUGAUGGGACAUUCAUCCCCGGUGGCGUCAAGCUUUGUGCAUCGCGAUAUUCAAUUGGUAGACUUGAGUCGGCCUUUGAAGAUGCCGAAAGCUUCAUCCCAGAAAGAUGGUACUCGCGGCCGGAGCUGAUUAAAGACAGACGAGCAUUUGUACCUUUCGGAGUUGGUCGCACUAGUUGUGUUGGAAGAAACGUUGCCCUUGCGACGUUGAGGCUCGUAACGGCACGUUUUCUGAGUAAAUAUCACAUAAGGUUUGCCCCUGGUGAAGGCAUUUCUGAGGCCGUGGAGAGAGACUUAAAAGAUGGGGUCGUGUCGCAGCCAGGCAAACUUGUUCUGGUUUUUAAAUCGCGGACUUCCGCCCAAGACUGAAGGGCCUUUGGUAGGACGAGCGGAAAUUUCUUAGUGCAGUCAAUUUGCUAGAAAUUGUUGAAUUACAGGGCCUAAGCCCUGUAUUUAGUACACUACUGUACUAGGUAAAGGUAGUUGAUUAAUCCGCUAUUAGAUAAAUUCCAUAUUUGAUUACCUAAAGAAUCCAGGGACACUAUUAGUGCUGGCU
Annulohypoxylon maeteangense is the source of this 2578-nucleotide messenger RNA. Its product is annotated as benzoate 4-monooxygenase cytochrome P450. Gene Ontology annotation, molecular function: monooxygenase activity; heme binding; iron ion binding. The record is from RefSeq and is a predicted model, not a curated record. The coding region runs from base 733 to 2391 and encodes 552 amino acids. NCBI's taxonomy places the organism in Eukaryota, Fungi, Ascomycota, Sordariomycetes, Xylariales, Hypoxylaceae. The transcript is spliced from 7 exons.